CCCAAGUUGAUGAUCAUAUGUCCCGAAGUAGUUACGAAAGAACUAUUUUCUAAGUGCAAAAUGAAUUUUGCGUGAGGCAAAUAAUGGGAGUUUCGAAGAUCUUUGCCUUCCCAGCUCGCAGCACAUAAAAUUUAUUGUCGAGGAGACUUGACAAGUAAAAACCAACCAUAGAAGAUCUCUUUUGGCUUUUGGCUUUUCGCGAUAUUUACUCGCACCGGAUCAUUACCUUUACUUCGGCUAGCACGAGAGCUCGUGAAGGGCCUAAGCGCGGAGUCCGUCGCUUGAACUUUUCCUAGAGACCUGAAGCUAGCGUGAAUGGCGAAGGAGGGGGAGCCGAUGCAGGAGGAUCGAACAGAGGAUUUCACAUCUAUGGAUCACGUUAACUCCAUUGAAGCUAGAGUUCAAGAAUUAUUAAAAAGUAAUGAAGCUAACUUCAAUGCUUGGACACUGCUUAUAGCUGAGGUUGAGAAUACCUCGCCAGAUGACAUACAAAAGAUCUGCCUUGUGUAUGAUUCUUUUUUGUCUGAAUUUCCGUUAUGUUAUGGAUAUUGGACAAGAUAUGUGGGGCACAAGGCACGGCUCUGCACUAUGAAUGAGGCCGAGCAAGUCUAUGAACAGGCUGUGAAGAUAGCAUCACAUUCUGUUCAUCUCUGGGUCAACUAUUGUAACUUUGCUAUAUCAUCGUUUGAGGAUCCUUCAGAUGUUAGAAGGCUGUUUGAGAGAGGAUUAUCUUAUGUUGACAAGGACUAUUUAUGCCAUCUCCUAUGGGAUAAAUAUAUUAAAUUCGAGUAUUGUCAAAAGCAGUGGGAUCGGCUAGCUCAUAUUUAUAUCAACACUUUGAGAUUUCCUACAAGAAGGUUGCAAAGCUAUUAUGAAAGUUUUAAGAAAUUGGCUGUUCUGCUGGAAGAACAAUUGGGAUCCCAAAAUGUAACAACUAAACUACCAGAAGGUGUUCCUAACUGUGAAUUGACAAAUAUGAAAGGCUGUGAGUAUACAGAAAUCUCAAAUGUUGUGGGUUUUCCUGAUCAAAACCCUGCAGAUCCAGAAGCUUUGAAGAAAUAUUUAUUCUUUGGCGAGCUAUUGUACCACAAAUCAAUUCAAUUAGAUAAAAGUAUAAGUUGCUUUGAGGCUCAAAUCCAGAGGCAGUAUUUUCAUAUCAAGCCACUUGAUGAGUUCCAGCUUAAGAAUUGGCAUGACUAUCUCACAUUUGUUGAGGAGCAAGGAAGUUUUGAUUGGACUGUUAAACUUUACGAGAGAUGUUUAAUUCCUUGUGCUAAUUACUCAGAGUUCUGGAUUCGUUAUGUUGAUUUUGUGGAUGCUAAGGGUGGUAGAGAGUUAGCUAAUGAUGCACUCGAAAGAGCAUUGAAGGUCUUCUUAAAGAGAACUCCUGCGUUUCAUCAAUACUAUUCAAUGUAUAAAGAAAAAAUUGGCGACGCAGUUAAUGCUCGUGCUCCUUUUCUACAAAUUAGUGAAAACUGUACAGCUGAUGUUAUUGAAAAUAUCUGCAGAAAAGCGAACAUGGAAAAGCGGAUGGGAAACGUUGAAGCAGCCAUGGAGAUAUAUGAGAAAGCAAUCAAAAUGGCCCAUGAGAAGCAGAUUUUGAAGAUACUUCCUCUUUUGUAUAUCAAUUUUGCGCAAUUUAAAUUUGUGGCUACUCGCAGUGUAGAUGCUGCCAAUGAAGUUUUCCGCAAAGGGAUUUUUAGACUUUGUAACCAUGCAUGGAGGGAUGAAUAAUGUAUGUUCUAUCGAUUGUCAGAUGGCUGCUUUAUUAUCACCCGAGUCAGAUGUUUCUCAAGCUUUAAGCAUAGACGAACGU
Molecule: messenger RNA, 1816 nt
Organism: Phalaenopsis equestris
Lineage: Eukaryota; Viridiplantae; Streptophyta; Magnoliopsida; Asparagales; Orchidaceae
Product: pre-mRNA-processing factor 39-like
Exons: 10
Coding region: 316-1734 (472 amino acids)
Biological process (GO): mRNA 5'-splice site recognition; RNA processing
Cellular component (GO): commitment complex; U2-type prespliceosome; U1 snRNP
Molecular function (GO): protein binding
Source: RefSeq, a predicted model, not a curated record